This is a messenger RNA of Cercospora beticola, 1750 nucleotides long. RefSeq lists its product as uncharacterized. The record is from RefSeq and is a predicted model, not a curated record. Lineage: Eukaryota; Fungi; Ascomycota; Dothideomycetes; Mycosphaerellales; Mycosphaerellaceae.
UCGGUUGUCGUCCACAUUUACUCUCAACAUGCCAAUCGGACUCGUUGCUAAGCUUGCCGGCAAAGGCAUUGCGAUGGGAGCCGAGUACAGGGAACAUCGCAAGGAACAGAAGCAAGCCCGUGCCGCAGCAACAGAGGAGCUCGAGCAUGGUACUACCACCGGACCAGAAGACCGUCAAAUGGAGUCCACAGAAGCGCUUCCAGCGUAUACAGAUCGACAGAAUUCGUCGCAUAGAACUCUCGAAGCAGGACCACCAGCUUCAGCUGAUCAGAAGUGGGACGACAUUUCUUCACAAGAAGAUUCAGAUUCAGACGAUACCGAAUCGAUUGAGGACGACGAGGAGCUCCAAGCACUGGAUGAAGCGUUAGAGCCCACUGAUAGCAAUGGCCUACCCACAUAUGACGAGUCCGAGGCACAAUACACUCCUGUUGAGGAGCUUGUCCGCGAGGUCAUGAAUACUAACCCGCCAGCGGAGCCGAGAGAAAGCACUCUCACUCGCCCUCAGAUCCCAUUGCCAGUGAUACUUCCCCAGCGUCGCCCAAGAAAAAAAGCACGAGGCUUUAUCAGAGCAUACAGCCCAGUGCUGGCGGACUGUGGCAUCGACCAGGAAGUCUUCCUCAAGUUUCUAAAGAACUUCCACAAGUCUUCCCAGGCAUCUCCCAUCUUCCCUAUCAUCCAAAUCUCUGCCGCCAUAGCGGGACUCGUACCAUCGGUCAUUGCAAUGGCUGUGACUACGGCGGUACAAAUCGCUGCUGGAGUCGGGGCAGAAGUUCAAUCCAGAACACGAACAAACACCUUCCUCGACUCCAUGAACGAGGAGUUAUUCAAGCCCGCAGGCCUUUACGCUAUGAUUGUCAAGUACAAGUCCGACUCGGAUAUGCAACAAUCUACCACUGGUAUCGCUGGACUCGCCAACCUCAUCAAAGCCGAGAAGGUUGAUGUCACAACUAAUCAAACCAUUGCGAAAUACAACAGAACGCACUCGGACGAGUCUGGAAGCAGGAGCAUGAACAGUCGUAUGAAAGACAUGAGGCUCGCUAGCAAUACAACUAAAGGGACUGCCAUGCUUCCAGAAUCUGCGCCCCUGAUCUUUCCAGAGCUCGAUCGCCAAGCAGCUCAAGCAGGGCCAGAGACUUUCAAGGACAAGACCAAAGAUGCCAAAAAGUUCCUCGCAAACUACUUUGAUCGCAGGGCUCAAUUCGAUUACGCAUCCCAAGAUCCCAGCUCUUCGCUCGCAGUGCCGCAACAACAUCGUGCCUUCAAAUCAGCUCGAGCAGAUCCAAAUCACCCAAUGUACUCCGGCGGCCUCGUUGCGCUGCUUUCAGGUGGAAAGAUGACACCCAUAGCAUCGAAGCGCGAGCGACGGAUGGAGCGAGAUCUCUUUCGCGAUCAGCGUCGUCUCGCUGUGGGCUGUGAGCCUCGAUCUAGAAAGCGAUAUGGGGAUGCUUAUCGCGAAGAACUCUUUUCACGCACUGGAUUCCGAUCUGAGCAGAUUUCGAGUGCGGGGCGUCUCAGUCCUGCUGCGAGUAGUUCACAAGGCAGUGCUGUGGAGGCAUCGUCUAGUCAGAGUACAUUUCAGCGCGAGGCGAGAUCUCGGAAUGCCAGGAGGAGGAACAGGAAAGGCGGGCCUCUGGGUGCGGUGAAGAGAGCUAUGAGAGAAGAUGUACUGUAUUUGAUGAUUGUCAAUAUGCCUUCAGAGGCGGAGCUGGCUGAAGCUAGGGAAGAGUUGGAAAGGGCGCAACAGCACUAG